Messenger RNA from Eupeodes corollae, 1870 nucleotides. Its product is annotated as guanine nucleotide-binding protein G(o) subunit alpha-like. The coding region runs from base 432 to 1514 and encodes 360 amino acids. Gene Ontology annotation, cellular component: heterotrimeric G-protein complex. Gene Ontology annotation, molecular function: G protein-coupled receptor binding; GTPase activity; guanyl nucleotide binding. The transcript is spliced from 6 exons. Gene Ontology annotation, biological process: adenylate cyclase-modulating G protein-coupled receptor signaling pathway. The record is from RefSeq and is a predicted model, not a curated record. Lineage: Eukaryota; Metazoa; Arthropoda; Insecta; Diptera; Syrphidae.
GAGAGACAAACACGAGUUGAGUUUGUUUGUGUAAUGUGCAGUGCACGCAAUUUGUAAUUCUCAGCUUGUUAUCAGUUUUUCGUGCAAAUCUCCAAUUUAAAACGAAUUAUCUCGAUCAAUUAACAUUUUUAAACAAUCGCAUUGUUUAUUUUAAUUGUUUAUUAAGUAUUCUAAGUAAUUUGUUGGCAAGAAACGAUCUAACCACGGUCACAGUUCGGCGGCGCGUGAACCGUGAACAAAGCAAAAGCAACAAGUGUGUCUCGUCUUCGAUCGAUUUCUCGUUCGCAUUUUGCAAAACUAAAAUUAAACUUUAAUAAUAUUUGGUUUUGCUGCAUUGCAUUAAUCAAUUAGAAUCGAAAUUAUACAAGGAUUCUUUUUGUGUUCUUCUCAUCUUUAUCACUAAAUGUCGAUUGUCUUGACUAAAAACAAACAUGGGUGCAUGCCUUACACUAGAACGUGAUGAAGACAUUGUAGCGAGGAAACGAAGCAAGGAGAUUGACCGGCAGCUUGAAGCAUCCGAAAAACAAAGACCAAAGGUUCUGAAAAUUUUGCUAUUGGGAGCUGGCGAAAGUGGAAAAAGCACACUCGUAAAACAAAUGAAAAUAAUUCACUCCGAUGGCUUUACGUCUAGUGAACUUCUUUCAUUUCGUCCGACAAUUCUCGACAAUCUUCUCUCAUCUAUGAAAUAUGCCCUCGCUGGAAUGGGAAUUCUUAGGAUUAAUCUGGAAUACCCUUCAAAUCGAAUCUAUGCCGAAAUUGUACUUUCAAAUCCAAGUUGUUUUGAUAUGGAAUUUCGUGUGAUAGAUAAAGUGCGUAUCGCACUCAAAGUACUAUGGAAAGAUCGUGGGGUGCGUUUAGUUGUUUCUCGAGGCUAUGAUUUUGAAUUAAACGAUUCAGCUUUAUAUUUAUUUGAAAAUAUGGAUCGAAUAUUGAGUGAAAAAUAUUCUCCAACAUCUACUGACGUUCUUCGGGCAAGAGUUCGGACAAAUGGUAUAAUAGAAACAAAUUUCUUUGUUAACGAUUCUGUAGUAAGCAUGUACGAUGUUGGUGGUCAGAGGUCACAGCGUCGUAAAUGGGUGUAUUGCUUUGAAGACAUCAGAGCUGUACUUUUUGUUGUAGCUCUUAGUGGCUACGAUAUGACUCUUCUUGAAGACAACACUGUAAACCGUCUUGUUGAGAGCCUUAAUUUAUUCGAACAAAUAAUUAACAACCGAUGGUUUAAAGAGGCUGCCUUUAUAUUGUUCCUCAACAAGCUGGACCUAUUUCGUGAAAAAAUUAUGUCAACCAAUAGACAUCUCCGCUUAUUUUAUCCAUCAUACAGAGGUCCAGAUCGAAGCAUUGAUCAAGCAGCUCUCUUUAUCCAAAGUGAAUUUCUCAAACGCAAUCACAAUGCACGUCGCGUUAUUUGCCCCCAUUUCACAACAGCAACCGAUACAGCCAAUGUUCAAACAGUAUUUCAUGUUGUCAUGGAGACGGUACUAAAAGAAAAUCUUGGAACUGUUGCUCUCCUUUAAAUGGUUGCAUUAAUAUCAAUUUUAUUUGAAUGCCAAAAUUGAAAAAUAUAUAUUGUUUCUAAGUGUCCUUAAAGCUACUAUUAAUCUUCCAUUUGAAAGAUCUUCCGUUUUCAUUUACAUACAUUUAUAUUUAAUUAAUUGAAGAAUUGUAACUAUUUUCUAGAUCUCAUUAAGAAUAAUGAUUUUGUGUAGCUUGUAGAUCAAAUAUAUUUUUCUAAAGCUAAAUAAUGUAAGUUAAUUCAUUAUUAUUAAUUUUUAGCUUAGAAAUUAUUUAUUUUAAUAAUAAUAUAAAAUAUUUUUUAUAUCACCUAGCAAAGGUUUUAAAUAAGUUCAUAAGAAAAACUGAUUUACAUGCA